Messenger RNA from Morus notabilis, 1630 nucleotides. Its product is annotated as adenylyltransferase and sulfurtransferase MOCS3. NCBI's taxonomy places the organism in Eukaryota, Viridiplantae, Streptophyta, Magnoliopsida, Rosales, Moraceae. Gene Ontology annotation, molecular function: adenylyltransferase activity; URM1 activating enzyme activity; thiosulfate-cyanide sulfurtransferase activity. The record is from RefSeq and is a predicted model, not a curated record. The transcript is spliced from 11 exons. Gene Ontology annotation, cellular component: cytosol; cytoplasm. Gene Ontology annotation, biological process: tRNA wobble position uridine thiolation. Bases 102 to 1508 code for a protein of 468 amino acids.
CCUUUCUUGGUACCACUGUCGUUUUUUCUCAGGUUUAGGGUUUUUCUGGAACAUCCAUUUUUGCAGUGGCAGUCUCUCUCUCACCUCACUCUGCGACGUCUAUGGAGUCCAACAGUAGGGACGCCUCUGCGAUUCUCCGCGAAAUCGAAGCUCUGAAGGCGACGAGGAACGAGAUAGACAGCAAAAUUUCAGCCCUCGAAGCUCAGCUCCGAGAAAUUAAGCUUCAGAAUGGGAACGACAAUGGCGUUUUGAAUAACGGCUCUUGUCCUCCAAUAUCUGGCCUUGACUCUGGUUUCGGUCACGGUUUGACUCCCCAGAUGAUAUACCGAUACAGUCGCCACCUCUUGCUUCCUUCUUUUGGUGUCCAAGGGCAGUCAAAUCUCUUAAAGUCAUCAAUUUUGGUGGUUGGAGCUGGCGGGUUGGGCUCCCCGGCACUGCUAUAUCUCGCAGCUUGUGGUGUUGGACGGUUGGGAAUUGUGGAUCAUGAUGUGGUUGAGCUUAAUAACAUGCACAGGCAGAUUAUUCACACUGAAGAAUAUAUUGGUCAGCCAAAAGUAAAAUCAGCUGCUGCUGCUUGCCUCUCGAUCAACUCCACUAUCAAAAUUGUGGAACACAAAGAAGCUUUACUCGCAUCAAAUGCUUUGGAAAUUUUGAGCCAAUAUGAUAUAGUAGUCGAUGCAACUGAUAAUGCUCCUAGUCGAUACAUGAUUAGUGAUUGCUGCGUGGUAUUGGGGAAGCCUCUCGUCUCUGGUGCCGCUGUUGGAUUGGAAGGUCAGCUUACAGUUUACAAUUACAACGGCGGUCCAUGCUACAGAUGCUUAUUUCCAACUCCGCCACCUUCAACAGCAUGCCAAAGAUGUUCUGACAGUGGCGUACUUGGAGUUGUUCCUGGUGUCAUUGGCUGUCUUCAAGCUCUAGAGGCUAUUAAGAUUGCGAGUGCAAUUGGUGAACCUCUCUCAAGAAGGAUGCUUCUAUUUGAUGCAUUGUCAGGGCGCAUGAGAAUUGUCAAGAUUCGUGGGAGGUCAUUGCAAUGCGAAGUCUGUGGCGAAAACACAACAUUCUCCAAGCAACAAUUUCAGGAAUUUGAUUAUGAAAAAUUCACUCAGACUCCACUGUCUCCGGCACCUUUGAAGCUGAACCUGCUCCAGGCAGAUUCCAGAAUAAGCGGCAAGGAGUUUAAGGAGAGAAUUGAUAAUGAGGAGGCACACGUAUUGGUCGACGUUCGUCCAGAACACCAUUUCAAGAUUGUUUCUCUUCCAAGAUCCUUGAACAUCCCACUCCCAAGUUUAGAGGCCAGACUAGCUGAGAUCUCUUCAGCUUUAGAGAAAAAAGAAGAUGAAACAAAUUCUGGUUCAGGUGCCCAAUUAUAUGUAGUGUGUAGAAGGGGUAAUGACUCUCAAAGGGCUGUUCAGUAUCUGCACAAGAUGGGUUUCACUUCAGCAAAGGAUAUCAUUGGUGGGAUCGAAGGCUGCGCCCGAGAUGUGGACCCCAACUUGCCUAUGUAUUAGCAAAUGGUACUUAUUGUGUCAUAAGUCUUUUAUGCUUUUGAGGGUUACAAAUUACAAUACUUAGUUUCAUAUUUGCUUUGUAUUAACAAGGAAGAAAUGAAUUAUUAGUGGGUUUUGGUAUA